Helianthus annuus (common sunflower) is the source of this 3225-nucleotide messenger RNA. RefSeq lists its product as uncharacterized. The transcript has a single exon. Lineage: Eukaryota; Viridiplantae; Streptophyta; Magnoliopsida; Asterales; Asteraceae. The record is from RefSeq and is a predicted model, not a curated record. Bases 1 to 3225 code for a protein of 1074 amino acids.
AUGGAUGAUUAUUUAGUUGGGCCAUCUACUAUUACGGUUGGGAUGAGGGAGUUUUAUGAUUGUGUUCAACACAAUCAACUUUCUGAUGUUAAAAGUCAUGGGCUUCAUUUCACUUGGAACCAAAAACCGAAAAAUGGAGUAGGAGUUUUGAAAAAGAUCGAUAGAGUUAUGAGUAACACUCAGCUUCUUGAUUUAUUUCCAGAUGCUUAUGUUUUAUAUCAGCCCUAUCGGGUUUCGGACCACUCGCCAUGCAUUCUGAAUUUGUUUCCGGUUAACUAUAAUAGGCCUAAGCCUUUCAAAUUUGCUAAUUUUCUAGCGAGGAAGGAGGGAUUUAUUCCAUGCGUGGCCAAGGAAUGGGUUAAGGAGAUUCCGGGUAAAACUAUGUUCUCGGUGGUUAAGAAGCUGACGGCUCUUAAGUCCCCUUUAAGACGCCUUCUUUUUUAUCAGGGUAAUCUCCACAACCGUGUGAAGGAGGUUAGAUUGCAAUUGGAUGUCAUUCAGAAAGCUAUAGAUGACAACCCGCUUGACCUGGUUUUACGUGAAUCGGAAGCUCGUUGUAUUCAGGAAUUUAAUACCGUCUCGUAUGAUGAAGAAUGCUUUCUUAAGCAAAAAGCUAAGACAGAAUGGCUUGCGGCAGGCGAUUCCAACACGAAAUUCUUCCAUAACUGUGUGAAAAUGAGGAAUGCAUGCAACAAAAUUCAUACCAUUCAAGAUGUUCAUGGAAACUGGUCGCAUGGGAACGAUGUUUUUAGUGUUCUGGUUGCUCAUUAUUCGAACUUUCUGGGAACCCAAGACCAUGUAAGCAAGCUGGUAAAUGAUGAUUUAUUCUCUACUGUCCUUGACUCGAAUGGUGCUAGUAAUAUGGUCAGGCAGGUUACGCGUGAAGAGAUUAAAAGUGCCAUGUUUUCCAUAGGUGAAAACAAAGCCCCAGGGCCGGAUGGAUACACGUCCGCGUUUUUCAAAAACUCUUGGGAGAUUGUGGGUGAGGAGAUAACGAAAGCGAUUCUGGAUUUCUUUGAUAAUGGGAAGUUGCUUCAGCAAAUCAAUCACACUAUCAUUGCUCUAGUUCCGAAAACCCAAUCGCCUAAUUCAGUGACGGAUUACAGGCCGAUUUCUUGCUGUAACGUUCUUUAUAAAUGCAUUAGUAAGAUUAUCACGGAAAGGAUUAAAGGUAGUUUGGAUCGGCUUGUUGACAUCAAUCAAUCUGCCUUUGUGUCGGGAAGGAAGAUUACUGAUAAUAUUCUGCUUACCCAGGAACUUAUGCAUAAUUACCACUUGGACAUUGGCCCGCCCAGAUGUGCAUUUAAAAUCGACAUUCAAAAGGCCUAUGAUACAGUGAGCUGGUCUUUUCUUGAGGACGUCCUUCAUGCCUUUGGGUUUCACCCGAAGAUGGUUAAAUGGAUCAUGGUUUGCGUCACUAGUGUAUCUUAUUUGCUGAGCAUUAAUGGCAACCUUUAUGGUUAUUUCAAAGGGAAACGAGGGCUUAGACAGGGUGAUCCUAUUUCACCUUACCUGUUUACUCUGGUUAUGGAGGUUCUUUCGUUGUUACUUAAGAGGGCAGCCAAUUCAAAUAAUGCAUUCCGGUUUCAUCUUCAUUGCAAAAAGCAGAAGAUUAUUAAUGUAUCGUUUGCUGAUGAUCUGUUUUUAUUUGCGAAUGGGGAUGCGGCUUCGGUGAGGAUCCUUCGGGACACUCUUAAGAUGUUUUCAAGUGCUUCGGGUCUGGUUCCAAGCUUGCCGAAAAGUACUGUUUAUUUUGGUAACGUUCCUCGUAAUAUUAAACAGGAGAUUCUCAAUAUUAUGCCGUUCCAAGAGGGAUCGCUUCCGGUUCGUUACUUGGGAGUUCCGUUGAUCUCAACAAAGCUUUAUUACAAAGAUUGUAAAGUCUUAGUUGAUAAGAUGGUGAAAAAGAUUGAUAAUUGGAUGACCAGAUCUUUAUCUUUUGCUGGUAGGCUUCAGUUGGUUACUUCUGUCCUCUCUGCAAUGCAUACCUAUUGGGCCACUGUGUUUAUGCUUCCAGCUAAAAUUGUUCAUGAUCUGGAAAGAUGUAUGCGUGGUUUUCUUUGGGCCGGUUCCACCCAACAGUCUGUAAAGGCCAAAGUUGCUUGGAAGGUUGUCUGUUUGCCCAAGUAUGAGGGGGGUUUGGGCAUUAGAUGUAUUUCUGAUGUCAACAAGGCUCUCCUAUCUUCUCAUGUUUGGAGUGUCCUUACUAAUCGGAAAUCGCUCUGGGUGCAGUGGAUUCAUAUGUAUAAGCUUAAAGGCAAGAGCUUUUGGGAGUUCCCGAGUAGAGGUCGUAUGACCUGGGGUUGGAGGAAGCUUCUUGCUAUUCGCAGCUUACUCCGGCCGUUCUUAUGGUCCUCUAUUGGCAACGGUGCUCGAACAAACGUAUGGAGCGAUAUGUGGUGUGAUCAUGGGCCCUUGAGCAGGUUUAUUAGCCCGAGAAGGAUUGCUAAUGCGGGUUUCCAUCUCCAGUCUACGGUUGCCGAUUUGGUCUCGCAGAAUGGGGAGUGGACUUGGCCGAUUGCAUGGUAUGACUUGUUUCCAGUUUUAAUUAAUGUCCAGGUUCCGAAGUUUUCUGAUAGGCAAGACCGAAUGGUAUGGAAAGAUCUUGAUGGUAACUCCUGUCACUUCUCUUCUAGGGAGGUUUGGAAUAAUAUUCGGCAUCGUGAAAACAUAGUCCCAUGGGUUAAUAUGGUUUGGUUUAAACAGUGCAUCCCGAGACAUUCGUUCCAUAUGUGGCUAGUAAUUAGAAACAAAUUAAAGACACAAGAUAGAUUGUCGGUUUGGGAGGCGGGAAGUGCUUCAAAUCUGAACCUCAUGUGUUGCCCAUUAUGUUGCUAUGAUAGAGAUUCGAGGAAUCAUCUAUUCUUUGAAUGCUCUUUUGCUUUGGAGGUUUGGAAUAACGUUAAGGCAUGGACGGCUAUGGAGAGUGUAAAUGGUUCAUGGGAUGAUAUUAUGGCUUGGAUGACUCAGCACUCGAACAUGCAAGUGCCGGAAAAUAUUAUCAGUCGAUUGGUUCUAUCAGCUGCUUCGUAUUUCGUCUGGCAGGAAAGAAAUAAUAGGUUGUUCUCAAACAAUCACCGUACGCCGAUGGUGAUUGCUCGUGAGGUUGUUCGGACAGUUCGAUUACGUAUGUUAUCAUUCCAGUUCAAGUGGAGACCUGGCCUUCGUCGACUCCUAGAGAAAUGGGAGAUUCCUGGAGGAAACUUAGAGAUUGAUCCAGGCUGA